AUGGAGCCGGAAGAGACACCACAGGGACACGGCGCCAGUUUGGCACAAACUGCCGCCUCCAAACUCUCCCAGAUGGGUGAAAGAACUAAACAACUGGGCAACACUGUAAUCCAAGACCCAGAGCGGCAGAAGCGGAUUAUUCUCGUAAUAGUCUGUACAGCACUAUUGUUAGACAACAUGCUUUACAUGGUGAUUGUGCCAAUUAUACCCGAUUACCUGGAAGGCCUUCAGAAGGCAGCGGAUCGAGCCCAAGACGCAGUUGUGUACAUCAACUCCACCAACAGCACCAUCCAUAGAGCCCCUAAAGGGAACUUCGACCUCCAGAUCGGGGUUCUGUUCGCCUCCAAGGCCAUCCUGCAGCUCCUGGUGAACCCGCUCAGUGGCACCUUCAUCGACAGGGUCGGGUAUGAUAUCCCGCUCUUCAUCGGACUAACUGUCAUGUUCCUCUCCACUGUCACAUUUGCCUUCGCCGACAAUUACGCGACCCUGUUCCUGGCGCGCAGCAUGCAGGGCCUCGGCUCGGCUUUCGCGGACACUGCAGGCAUCGCCCUCAUCGCAGACAAGUACACGGAGGAGAAGGCGAGGAGCAAAGCGCUGGGUAUCGCCUUGGCCUUCAUCUCUUUUGGGAGUCUCGUGGCGCCCCCCUUUGGAGGGGUGCUCUAUCAGUUCGCAGGGAGGCGGGUGCCCUUCAUGAUCCUGGCCUGCAUUUGCCUCAUAGAUGGCCUGUUGGUGCUGAUUGUGCUGAAACCCUUCUCAAACCGAGAGAGAGAAAACAUGCCAGUGGGAACUCCCAUAUAUAAACUGAUGAUUGACCCAUAUAUAGCUGUAGUGGCUGGUGCUCUGACUAUUUGUAACAUCCCUCUCGCCUUCCUUGAGCCCACCAUCGCCAACUGGAUGGAGGAAAACAUGCAUUCCAGCCAGUGGGAGAUCGGCAUGACAUGGUUCCCUGCAUUCUUCCCUCAUGUUUUAGGUGUAUAUCUCACUGUCAAACUAGCAGCCAAGUACCCUCAUCUCCAGUGGUUUUAUGGGGCUAUAGGUAUGGUGUUCAUAGGCGCCAGCUCCUGCACGGUGCCAGCCUGUAAAAACUUUGGACAGCUCAUGAUCCCGCUGUGCGGAAUCUGCUUCGGCAUCGCCUUCGUGGACACGGCGCUCCUGCCCACACUGGGUUUCCUGGUGGAUGUGCGACACGUGUCGGUGUAUGGGAGCGUGUACGCCAUCGCAGACAUCUCCUACUGUGUGGCCUACGCGCUGGGGCCCGUGGUGGCCGGACAGAUAGUGCACGACCUGGGCUUCGUUCAGCUCAACUUGGGCAUGGGCCUCGCCAAUAUGCUUUACGCACCGGCGCUCCUCCUGUUGAAGAACGUGAUGCAGAUGAAGACUUCGCACUCCGAGAGAAACAUGCUCCUAGAGGACGGCCCGACCGGACUGUACGACACAAUUAAGAUGGAGCAGCGGGAGAAGAAGAGGAAGGGUUUGUGUACAACCCUCGACGAGAAUGGUGUUGAAACCUUCGCGCAACGGUCGUAUUCAGAGGAGGAAUCUUCGGGAGGAGAGUAUGCGUAA
Molecule: messenger RNA, 1563 nt
Organism: Limanda limanda (common dab)
Lineage: Eukaryota; Metazoa; Chordata; Actinopteri; Pleuronectiformes; Pleuronectidae
Gene: slc18a3a
Product: solute carrier family 18 member 3a
Exons: 1
Coding region: 1-1563 (520 amino acids)
Biological process (GO): transmembrane transport; xenobiotic transport; chemical synaptic transmission
Cellular component (GO): AP-1 adaptor complex; AP-2 adaptor complex; terminal bouton
Molecular function (GO): acetylcholine transmembrane transporter activity; xenobiotic transmembrane transporter activity
Source: RefSeq, a predicted model, not a curated record